AUGAAAGGGCCGCUUAUUCUGGCGGAAGAAAAUGAGGACUCAAAGCAAGCAAUGGUACAACGGAGUCUGAUGAAUAUGUCCCGCAACAACGUGGAAUAUCUGGAGUUAAAACAUAGUGGAAUUUAUAGCUUCUACUGCCAGAGCAAUCCACCUCUAAACUGUAGCCAGAGGAAAUUUAAACUUCGUGCACAUCAUUCAGCCAGCGGAGUUGUCUUGCUACCGAGCACAAAAUUAUUUUCAGGAGAAACUGUUACUUGUGACUACGCUGAUCCGUCGACUACCCUUGGCCGUCAUUGGCUAGAGGUUAAAAUAUACGGAGCCGACAACGAAUAUAAAUUAAUCAACAGACAUAAAGUUUUAUUCUUUUCGAGUAGACCCUCAACAUAUAACUUGACAUGCACUGCCUCACUAAAAUAUCCCAUUCAGUCGAUUACGCUACAGGAUUCAUUCGAAGUAUUCGUCGACAUCCCGCUGCGAAUUCAAUAUUGGCAAUUGCCUCGUUGUUUACAGUUUGGUAGGCCGAUUAAAUGUGAAGUGCAAGGUCAUAAUAUGGCCCGUGAACACAUGAAUACUGUCUGGAGCACGGACGCCAAACACGUCUCUUCCUAUCAAAACCGACUGUACUUAAAGCAACUUCCGGAUAUUUCAAGAUAUCUGGAAGCUCGCCUGGCACGACAAAGGGAAACACAUACGGCAACUUGUACCAUUCAUCUACCCCCUACUUUGGGUGGCUACCUUAAGCAUACUCAUCAUUUCACUUUGUGUCAUGAAGAUUUAGUCACAUUCACUCCAGAUAGAUUUUAUCUUCAAAGGCCCAGUGAGCUCAUAUGCUCUGCCAAUGCUGAAGAAGUGGGUCUGAGAAAUCCCAGACUUAGCACCUGGGAUGAUAAGGGAGAAUGUCUCAAGGAGCCCAGAAAGAUAGCUAAUUAUUCAACAUCAGAAAGUCCAAAUACCUUCGAAACCACUGAAUUGUAUUCGUCUGAGCAGAAAACCUUCCGAAACUCAGCUUCGCUGAGGAUUCCUAUUUGGCCCAAACGGAGCUGCAAAUAUAGCUUUUGCUGCGAGUUGGAAUUUAUAAGGACAAAUGAAUUCAGUAUUAUUUGCACGAAUUUUACUCUGGCAGAAAGCAUUGGAAAACUGAAAUUAAAACACGAAGGCCCUUUCAUCAACCGUCCCAUUGAGUGCAGCUACAUAGAUUCGACAAUACUGAUGCCAGGUUUAACAUUGGAAAUCGAGUCCGACUACUCACUAAAGCCGAUUAGCAGUAAUUUUGUUCUGCUUGGAAGUUCAAAAAUCGAGAUUUAUAGACGUUUUGACAGUGUACUGGUAAGAACAGAUAAAUAA
This is a messenger RNA of Protopolystoma xenopodis, 1344 nucleotides long. Lineage: Eukaryota; Metazoa; Platyhelminthes; Monogenea; Polystomatidea; Polystomatidae. The record is from the annotation of a GenBank genome assembly.